AAAAUUUUCCAAUUGCCGUAGUUUACCUUUUAGCAACCACAGCGUUAAUACCCCAGCCUUAUCACUAUAAAGUGGAGUUGGAUUUCCAUCUCGGAGUUGGUUUGGUUUUAGUUGAAUUGUGUGUAGAUUGUUACUUUUCUUUAUUUAAUAUUAUUUACUUAACUUUAAUUAGUGCUUCAUAAUUUAUCACGUGCCUAUUUAUUAACUAAUCUUAUAUUUUGCACCCAUGACUGUUACUACUAAGUUUUCCAAAUUAGAAAGAGAGGAACCAGACGCUAUUGUUCAAAUCAUGAACAAGUACAGUGAAGAUACUGAUGAUCGUAAAGUGGAUGUGACUAUCGGAGUUUAUAAGUCAGAGUCCGGAGAGUCAUAUUUAUUCCCAUCAGUAGCAAAGGCUAAAGAAAUAUUAAGAGCCAAUGAUCCUGGUCAUAGUUAUACUGUUAUGUCAGGGAUUCCUGAAUUUAUUGAAGGAGCCAGAAGAGUGGUUUUCGGUAAUGAUAUUCCUCAAGAAGGAAAAUUGGCUUCUUUACAAACCAUUUCUGGUACAGGAGCCUUACAUAUGGCUUUUGUAUUCUUAAAGGAAGCUGGUUAUACUAAUUACUAUCUUGGAAUUCCAAGUUGGUCAAAUUAUAUUGGUAUGAUUGAACAUAUAGGGGGAACUGUCACCACUUAUAAUCAUUAUGAUGAAACUACCAGAGCUGUUGAUUUUGAUUCGGUAACUGAGAAUUUGGAAUCUGCUCCUUCUAAUUCAGUAUUCUUAUUUCAAGCUUGUUGUCAUAAUCCUACUGGAGCUGAUUUUACUAAGGAUCAAUGGAUUAAAAUUGCUGAAAUUGUUAAAACAAGGGGAUUGUUCAUCUUAUUUGAUAACGCUUAUCAAGGAUUUUCUUCUGGAAAUACUGAAGACGAUGCUUGGGCUAUAAGAUACUUUUAUAGACAACAUUUAGAAUUCAUUGUUUGUGAAUCAUUUGCCAAGAAUUUAGGAUUAUACGGUGAAAGAGUUGGAGCUUUACAUGUUGUAGUACAAGACAAGGAUUACGUUGACAAUGCUCAAAGUACUCUUACUGCUUUAUUCAGACAUGAAUGUUCAUUUGCUCCAGCCUUUGGAGCUAGACUUGGAUCUAUUAUCUUUCAAUCUCCGGAAUUAUGGAAAGUAUGGGAAAAUGAUGUUGCUGAAAUUACUGAAAGAUUACAUCAUACUAGAAAACAGAUUUAUGAUAGAUUGGUUCAAUUAAAUACUCCUGGUAAAUGGGAUCACGUUAUUCAUCAGAAUGGAUUGUUUUGGUUUUCAGGUUUAACCCCUGCUCAAAAUGAAAGAUUAAUAACUAAACAUCAUGUCUAUUCUACUAAUAUUGGUAGAGUUAAUGUUGCAGGUAUUAAUAAGUCGAAUGUUGACUACUUUUGUCAAGCCAUAGAUGAAGUGGUUAGAAAUGCUUAGGUUAAUUUUAUAGAUGCUGUUUAUUGUCUAUAUAA
Scheffersomyces amazonensis is the source of this 1470-nucleotide messenger RNA. It is a transcript of the gene AAT22, whose product is annotated as Aat22p. Gene Ontology annotation, biological process: L-aspartate biosynthetic process. Gene Ontology annotation, molecular function: pyridoxal phosphate binding; L-aspartate:2-oxoglutarate transaminase activity. The record is from RefSeq and is a predicted model, not a curated record. The transcript has a single exon. The coding region runs from base 227 to 1435 and encodes 402 amino acids. NCBI's taxonomy places the organism in Eukaryota, Fungi, Ascomycota, Pichiomycetes, Serinales, Debaryomycetaceae. Gene Ontology annotation, cellular component: cytosol.